Molecule: messenger RNA, 3079 nt
Organism: Xiphophorus maculatus (southern platyfish)
Lineage: Eukaryota; Metazoa; Chordata; Actinopteri; Cyprinodontiformes; Poeciliidae
Gene: spty2d1
Product: SPT2 chromatin protein domain containing 1
Exons: 6
Coding region: 460-2565 (701 amino acids)
Biological process (GO): nucleosome assembly; regulation of DNA-templated transcription
Cellular component (GO): nucleolus
Molecular function (GO): DNA binding; histone binding
Source: RefSeq, a predicted model, not a curated record
UGUCACUUCUGCACUAUCCGGUUUGGCCGUUUAAUUUUGUCAUUCUUAGUCACUGCUUGGCUUUAAAUCGUCUCCGAAUUAAAAAAUUAUAGAUUUUUUUCCAGCUAUGUGAUUUUAGUGUAAUUUGGUCAGACGCGUAUUUUGAUGGAUGUUGCGUUGUUUUCGUUCGUACAAAGAGGAAGUUGGUCCUCCUGGAAUCUCAGUUAGCUGACGUUAACAGCUGUGGAGACACGGUUAGCUAACUGCGCUAGCGUAUUCUAUCUUAAAAAGUGAUAAAGUAAAUGUAGUCUGCUCCGUUAAGAUAAGGGUUUGGGUCCCCGUAGCGUUGGUUCAAUAACGUACGGUCCUCUUUGUGUAGCUGUCAAGAUAAACGUGGUUUGAUAGUGUCACUGUCUAAAUCCUAAACGUCAACCACGAUUCUGUUGGCUGUGGGUUGCUUGAUUCCCUUCAGGCAGACGUAUGGCAUCAUCUACUGCCAAAAUGAUGGACUUUGAUAAUAUAUUGGACAUCGCGUCGCAAAACCAGGGUCUCAGCAGUGUACAAAAGAGAUACAGUCUUCAGACGGGACCACCCAAAAAGGAUCCAAGGUCUAAAGGUGUAAACCCUGCUGCUGUGCAAGCACUUCUAAAAAAGCGACAAAGUGACUCAAAACAGAAAGAAAUGGAAAGUAAGAAACAAAAAGAGCAGCUAUUGGCAAAGAGGGUUGAGUUGAAGUCGGAUCGUAAAGCACGAGCCAUGGCAUCCAGAACCAAGGACAAUUUCAAAGGCUACAACGGCAUUCCAGUGGUAGAGACGCCAAAAAAGAGGGGCUCAAAAGGAGAUAAGCAGGAAGAUGAUCCAAAUGACUCUGAAAGAUUUAGGAAUAAUGCAAUCGAUCCGUUAGACGAUGAAGAUAAUUAUGAGUAUGAGCAGACAGAUUCAGAGGGAGAGCCAGAGCCAGAGAUGAUGAGGCCACAGAAGACUAUGGGUGUCAGUGGGCCCAGUAAAUCUGUUUCUAAAAAAAUUUCUGGCCCACCCAAACCUCCUCCUGCUGCCAUGAACUUUGCUGAUUUACUCAGACUGGCAGAAAAGAAGCAAUUUGAGCCAGUUGAGCUAAAACCUAAGGUGAAAAAGGAAGAAAGGCUCCGCACAGCCGAAGAGAUACGUGAACUGGAGAUGGAGCGCAAGGCUAAGAGACCUGACAAAAGCAGGGACUCAAAGGUAGAUGGUGGAAGAGAGGGACGGUCUUUGUCCACUUCUAGUUCAGUUAGAAAAAACACUACAGAAAAAGAACAAAAACACAAUAAACUGCAAAGGAACUCUACAGAAAAGCCAAGUCUGCCCAGUAGAUCAGGGAAUAAGGUUCAAUCAGCUGGAACAAGUGACAAAGGCCUCUCCUUUUCCAAACCCAAGAUGGGCAUUUCUGCUUCACCAGUUGCUACACUUAGUAAAAACCCUUCAAAAGCCCCCUCAUCUCAGGCCUCAGCCAAACAUGUAAACUCCAGGAUGGCGCUUACCCAAAAACCCAGCACCUCAAGUGACCUUAGCUCAAGAAAAGACAGUUUGUCAUUGCAUCAAAAAGGAGCUUCAGGUAUUCAAGGGAACAAGCAUUCUACUGGAGUUGGAGCUGGCCAGAGGUCUCAACAUGCAACCUCACAGCAGACAAGACCCAGUCAAGGCAGUUCAUUAAAGCAGGGAUCUAUAGCUGGAGAGAUGAAAUCCAACAGAGGAGACCCACAAAGCUCUGGAAAUAAUCCUCUGGUGAGAUCAAAUGGUAAUUCACUGAGGCCGUCUUUGGGUGGUCCUUCUAAGGCAGGGAAGCAGUGUCAGGGGAGGCCUAUGGGCAUACCCCAAAAUAAACCUGGUGGUGGGCCACAGACUAGGCCAGGUGGCAGCGGUCCUGAAAGAGGUGGAUCCCGACCUCCAGGACCUCUUAGACCUGGUAAUGGAGGACAGGUACCAGGGCGGCCAAACAGUAACCUUGGGUCAGGGCCGGGCAGACCUAAGUGCACUGUUGUGUCAGAGACCAUCUCAUCCAAAAAUGUGGGUGGACCUAGGCCAGGGGUUUCCCCUCGGCCAGGCAUGCAACAGAGACCUGGGAUGAUGACAGGGAUGAGACCUGGGAUGAUGACAGGGAUGAGACCUGGGAUGAUGCCGGGAAUCAGACCUGGGAUGAUGCCGGGAAUCAGACCUGGGAUGAUGCCGGGAAUCAGACCCGGAAUUCCACCCAGACCUAUGAUGAACAGACCACCAGGAACCAUGUUACCACCCAUCACAAUUGCAUACAAGAGGAAGUAUGAGGAUGAGGAGGAAGAGUAUGACCCUGAAAUGGACGACUUCAUUGAUGAUGGAGGUGAAGAACAAGAUGAAAUCUCCAGGCACAUUAAGGAGAUCUUUGGCUAUGACCGAAACAGAUACAAAGAUGAAAGUGACUAUGCUCUUAAAUUUAUGGAGAGCAGCUGGAAAGACCUGCAGAAAGAAGAAGCCAGGAGUCUGAGAAUGGCUGUGCAAGAGGACCUGGAGGAAGAGAAGCGAGAGGAAGAAGAGCUGAGAAGAAAAAAGACCAAGAGGAAAAAAAUCAACUGAAGCUCAAUUCCUGUUUUGAUAAAUAAAAGAAUCCUUUGUCCUCUGAACUUUGGCACAGUGGCUUGGCGAUCCUAAAGCAUCGAGCCCACAUUUGACCAUGUGUUGUGAAAGAUUAUCAAAAGACGAUAUGCAAAACCCAUUGAAAGCAUUUAGAAAAUAAUGAGAAAUUCUCAAGUCCAUAUUUAUUUCCUCUACAAAGUUCUGGAUUUACAAUCUGGACAGAAUUGAACUUUUAACAAACAUGAAUCUGUUUUUCUCAUGUUACCAAUAACCGUGACAGUUUUCAGCAUAUUUUCUGUUACUUUUUUCAGUCAAUUAUUUGAACAUAUUGUUAGUUAUUGUGCAGAAAACAUUACCAAUUCAUAUGUUGUGUAAAAUAUUUUGACAGUAAUAAUUGCAUAAAUGCUUUUAUUUAACAGUAGUGAAUGAUGUCAGUUUUUCUCAGAUUUAGACUAUUUUGGUAAAUUUAUAUAUGCAGAAAUUUGGUUCCAUUUUUCUUUUUGAUUGAUUAAAA